Lolium rigidum is the source of this 1202-nucleotide messenger RNA. RefSeq names its product flavanone 3-dioxygenase 2-like. The transcript is spliced from 4 exons. NCBI's taxonomy places the organism in Eukaryota, Viridiplantae, Streptophyta, Magnoliopsida, Poales, Poaceae. The record is from RefSeq and is a predicted model, not a curated record. Bases 1 to 1023 code for a protein of 340 amino acids.
AUGGCGAACCAGCUUCUGUCCACGGUCGCCUACCGCGACAGCCUCCCAGAGGGUUACGCCCGCCCCGAGCACGACCGGCCACGGCUCGCCGAUGUGAGGACUGACACCAACAUCCCCCUCAUCGACCUCGCCUCGCCGGAUAGGCAUCGCGUGAUCGCCGAGAUCGAUCAGGCUUGCCGUACCUACGGCUUCUUCCAGGUCAUAAACCAUGGGAUAUCAGAGGAGUUGCUGGAGAAGGUGAUGGCCGUGGGCCUGGAGUUCUUCCGGCUCCCGCCGGAGGAGAAGGCCAAGCUCUACUCAGACGAGCCAUCCAAGAAGAUAAGGCUUUCCACCAGCUUCAACGUCCGCAAGGAGACAGUGCACAACUGGCGGGACUAUCUGCGCCUUCAUUGCCACCCCUUGGAGGAGUUCGUGCCAGACUGGCCGUCCAAUCCUGAAACUUUCAAGGAGAUCAUCAGCGUGUACUGCCGGGAAGUCCGGCUGCUGGGGCUUCGGCUUCUGGGCGCGAUCUCGCUCGGGCUGGGGCUGGAGGAGGUGUAUGUGGAGAAGGUGCUGGGCGAGCAGGAGCAGCACAUGGCCGUGAACUACUACCCGCGGUGCCCCGAGCCGGACCUCACCUACGGCCUGCCCAAGCACACGGACCCCAACGCCCUCACCAUCCUCCUCAUGGAUCCCCACGUCUCCGGCCUCCAGGUCCUCAGGGACGGCGCCAAGUGGAUCGCCGUCGACCCACGCCCCAACGCCCUGGUCAUCAACCUAGGCGACCAGCUACAGGCGUUGAGCAACGGCGCGUACAAGAGCGUGUGGCACCGGGCGGUGGUGAACGCGGCGCAUGAGCGCCUGUCGGUGGCAUCUUUCCUGUGCCCGUGCAACAGCGCUGUCAUCGGCCCCGCGCCGAAGCUCGUCGGCGACGGGGAGGACCCCGUCUACCGGAGCUACACCUACGACGAGUACUACAAGAGGUUUUGGAGCAGGAACCUGGAUCAGGAGCACUGCCUCGAGCUCUUCAGGAGUCAGCACUGAUGCUUGAACCUUGAGUUACUAGCUAGCUCUCCUUAACAGUGCAAAUCCAUGGCCGAAGAGGGCCCCGAUUGCAUGGUUACUUAUGUUGUUUGAACUGGUAUUGCCUAAGUGCGUAAUAACAUUGCUACAUUCUCCUCCUAUCUUGUCCGUUUAAAAUUAUAAGAUGGCCUAGCCUUUUC